Messenger RNA from Dicentrarchus labrax (European seabass), 1306 nucleotides. RefSeq lists its product as uncharacterized. Bases 80 to 1225 code for a protein of 381 amino acids. Lineage: Eukaryota; Metazoa; Chordata; Actinopteri; Moronidae. The transcript is spliced from 11 exons. The record is from RefSeq and is a predicted model, not a curated record.
UACCUCUACCAGGAAGUAGCUACACUUCCAUUCAUUCUGUACAGUUUAUGCACGUAUUGUUACUACACUUCAUUUGAGAAUGCGUAGAAGAACCGAAGCUCAAGCGUCAAACAAUGAGCCGGUCAAUGGCGAUAGAAAGGAACCGGACCAAAGACUGCACAGACAAGCUGGAGGCAGAGUGUCUUACGGCUCUGUGCUCAUGAACAUUGGAAAAUGUUUACUUUUAAUCAUCAUCAUCCCUCCGUUCCUCAACUAUGCAUCGCUGCAGAGAGAAGGACAGAUGCUCAUGCCGAAAGAUGGCCAGGUUGUUGAUGUUGGUUUGGGUCAAAAGAUGCAUCUUUUGUGUAAAGGACACGGAAAACCAGUUGUCAUACUGGAUGCACCAACUGGAAUGUCCUCAGGUGUUUGGUUGCAUGUCCAAGAAAGUGUGGCCACACUAACAAAGGUCUGUACCUAUGACAGGAUGGGACUGGGCUUCAGCAAGCGGCUGAUGCCGAAUGAAACCACAGGAACUGAGAAAGUUUGGGGAAUGUCAACGACUGGAAGGAUGGUGGAUGAUCUCCACCGACUCCUGCAGGCUGCCGGGAUAGCCAAGCCCUUCAUCCUGGUGGGCUCUGAGCUCGGCGCUCUCAACGGCAGGUUUUACAGCCACAUUCACGAUGUGCAUGUGUCAGACCUGGUGCUGAUUGAUCCCAUCCCAGAGGACGUUUUUGAGGAGGACCAAUGGAAGGAGUACUGGUAUGGUAAGCUGUUGCCCUCACUCCAAGCCAGGCAGUUUUCAGCAGCUACAGGGCUGAGCCGCAUGCUGAUUAUACUUGGGGCGAUUGAACCGACUAUUAAAGGUGAAAAUGUCUCAGAAGAGGUCAUCCAGCGCCAGAAAUACCUACUGAGUAACCCUGCACACCAGAGCAGUGCUGUGGAUGAGCAUUACUUUUUGAAUGAAAGUGCAGCUCAAGUAAGGGAUAUCACAAAGUUCAAGCCCCUCUCUAGCAGAACAUCUGUGAGUGUGAUCACUGGGGAUUCCUUUGACCAGCAAAUACCAGAACACCUAAACCAGAUGGUAGCUAAGCUUCAAAAGAAGUUUCUGGAGGAGUCCUACUCGUCAGCCAAUCACAUUCACAUAAAAGGAGCAGACCGGCGAAUGAUCUACAAGAAGCCAUCUGCCAUCAGCCAGCACCUGAGGAAGCUAGUCAACCAACGACAAGCCAAACAGCAGAGCGAGUGACCCAUGGCCAACAUGUAACAAUACCCCAGACAUGGACAGUAAUCGAAUAUGUUUUAAAUAUUCAAUAAAAUAUUCAAGUUA